CACAAUGCAUCGCGUAAAGCACCGGAUGAGCAAAGAUGGCGGCAUUUCCGACAUCGUUGUUUUUGUAAACUGUUGAACUUUGUUCUUUUCUGCAAAUACAGUAUUUUAAAGAAAAUCCUCUUCAGGUUUAUAUGUGUUAUUUAGGACAGUCACAUCGCUAGUUUGUGUGGGCUGUUACAGUGCGUGGUGUCGUCUGUGUAUCUGUCCGCUGCUGUCAGUGAACAGCGGGUCUGAUAUUUAAAGUAACCAGAAAGCGUCCCUCAGCCCGGUCAUGAAGCCGUCUCUGACUCCGGUCCAGAAGCUGGUCGCCCACCCGGACUCCCGCUGCUGGUUCGUCAGCUGGAACCCGACUGGGACCUUGCUGGCCUCCUGCGGGGGGGACAAGGCCAUCCGGAUCUGGGGACUGGAGGGAGACUCUUGGGUUUGUAAGACUGUGCUUCAGGACGGACACCAGCGCACGGUGAGGAAGGUGGCCUGGUCUCCCUGUGGGAAGUAUCUGGCCUCUGCCAGCUUUGAUGCAACCACAUGCAUCUGGAAAAAGAAGAACGAUGACUUUGAGAGUUUGACAGUGUUGGAGGGACAUGAAAACGAGGUGAAGUGUGUGGCGUGGGCCCCUUCAGGGAACCUGCUGGCAACAUGUAGCCGAGACAAGAGUGUCUGGGUGUGGGAAGUGGAUGAAGAAGACGAGUAUGAGUGUGUAACCGUUGUGAACUCUCACACACAAGAUGUCAAGCAUAUCGUGUGGCAUCCAAACCAGGAGCUCCUGGCUUCCGCUAGCUACGACAACAACAUUUGUAUUUACAAGGAGGAGGACGAUGACUGGGAGUGUAAGGCCACGCUGCAGGGACACACCUCCACAGUCUGGAGUUUGGCGUUCGAUCCGUCUGGACAGCGGCUCGCCUCCUGCAGCGACGACCGCACCGUCAAGAUUUGGAAAGAGUCUCCAAACCAAAGUGAACUGGGAGACUUGUCGUGGAAGUGUGUUUGCACUCUGUCUGGGUUCCACGGACGAACGGUGUACGAUAUCUCCUGGUGUCGGCUGACAGGCGCGCUGGCCACUGCCUGCGGGGACGAUGCAGUGAGAGUGUUCAUGGAGGACGAGACGGCUGACCCAGAGCAGCCGGUGUUCUCUCUCGCUGCUCAGGUGACCAGAGCUCACAACCAGGACGUCAACUGUGUGUCCUGGAACCCCAAGGAGGCGGGACUCCUCGCCUCCUGCAGCGACGACGGAGACAUCACCAUCUGGAGGUUUCAGCCAGAAGACUGACUCACAUGAAGCUCACACUGAACACAUGUUGUCGCUAGCAACACUGGGAAAUGUGGUCCCCGCCAUGUUGUGCAUUCCACGUUACAGCUCGUUUGGCAGUAUUACAGUGCUUUAACACGUCAUGUCUGCUUCUUAUUUGAUAAUAAUGCUUCUGCAGAUCUGCUUUGUGAGUCUACAUAUUUCUUUAAAAGCUUUAUUGAUAUUUCAUGUUUAUAUAAAUAAAUGAUUAAAAACAA
Molecule: messenger RNA, 1503 nt
Organism: Notothenia coriiceps (black rockcod)
Lineage: Eukaryota; Metazoa; Chordata; Actinopteri; Perciformes; Nototheniidae
Gene: ciao1
Product: cytosolic iron-sulfur assembly component 1
Exons: 7
Coding region: 272-1267 (331 amino acids)
Biological process (GO): iron-sulfur cluster assembly
Cellular component (GO): cytosolic [4Fe-4S] assembly targeting complex
Molecular function (GO): protein binding
Source: RefSeq, a predicted model, not a curated record